UAAACCAAUCUAUCAAUCAAACCCCUUCUACUCAAUCGCCUAUGAACUCACUCUAAUGGCUCUGUUUAAAUCCAAGACUAGCAGGAGAUCGUCUUCCUCGUCUUACACAUCAACCUUGACAACAUUAGUUUUUCUCGCAUUGUGUGCUUUGGCAAUAUGGAUGUUGAGUUCCAACUCUGUAGUCUCCCCUGAUCAAGGCACAGACACCCGUGUCGCCGUUGAUAACUCUGAACUAACCAACAAUGACUUAUCUGCCGCCGUCGAAGACUCGGCUGAAACCACCUCCAAAGUCAUCGAAGAGCCCGUUGAUACCACAAGCAAAAUCUCCGACGAGUCAGUUGACAGCACAACGAAAAUCUCAGACCCCAAAGAAACUCAAGCCUUUGGAGACAACCCUGGUCAGCUCCCAGAAGAUGCUAUCAAGUCUGAUGAUAAAAAUCCCAAUCUCAACGUCAAUAAUGAGCCACAGAAUGACCAUAUUUCCACUGCUGAGACUCAGAUUUCAGAGGAAAGCUCGUUAACUCAAUCACAACAAGCCUCUGAAACCAUUAGUGACAAAAAACCUGAAGAAAUCCACGACGAACUUGAGACUGUGAGUGCUACAGAGAACCAACAACAGAGCAUCACCGGGCGACCGCAAGAGGACGUUCAAAGUUUUGAUUCUCAAGAACCUAAGAAAGACAUCAUAGAGGAACGACUUAAGCAGUUAAGAGAAGACAAAGGAGAGACCGUCGAGAAAGAUCAGAUAACGCAACAACCGCAAGAGAUUCGUGAAGAGCAGCAACCCAAACAAGACGAAAAUCCAGAUUCUACGACAGGGACUUCGCAACAAGAACCCCAGUUAGCUCAAACCGACCAAAGCUCGGAGCUUUCCCUGGACGACCCAAAGAAAAAGAAAACCCAGAAAAUUGAAGGCGAAAGUGAAGAAACCCAGAAGCCAAAAACAGAAAAGAAGAAGAAGAAGCGCAAGGACGGAAACAGGGAUGAGUCGAAGUCAUUGCCGAAGGAGCCGACAAAAUCUUGGUCAACACAAGCAGAUGAUUCGAAGAAGGAGAAAGAGGGACAAACUCAAGCUCGAACGUGGAAACUCUGCAAUGUCACGGCAGGAACUGACUACAUACCAUGCUUGGACAACGAAGCAGUGAUAAGCAAGUUACAUAGUAGAAAACACUUCGAACACAGGGAGAGGCAUUGCCCUGAGGAAGCACCUACUUGUUUGGUUCCGCUUCCGUCAGGUUACAGACGGUCCAUCGAAUGGCCGGAUAGCAGAGAUAAGAUAUGGUAUCACAACGUACCACACACACUGCUGGCAGAGGUAAAGGGUCAUCAGAAUUGGGUGAAGGUGUCUGGUGAGUUCUUGACAUUCCCUGGUGGAGGAACCCAAUUCAUUCAUGGAGCUCUUCACUACAUUGAUUUCAUUCAAGAGGCAGAACCUAAAGUAGCAUGGGGAAAGCACACUCGAGUGAUUUUGGAUGUUGGAUGUGGGGUUGGGAGUUUCGGCGGUUUCCUAUUUGAGAGAGAUGUCAUUACAAUGUCAUUUGCACCAAAAGAUGAACACGAAGCACAAGUACAGUUUGCCCUUGAGAGAGGAAUACCAGCUAUUUCUGCUGUCAUGGGGUCUCAAAGGUUGCAAUUCCCCAGCAGGGUCUUUGAUCUUAUACACUGUGCACGUUGUCGAGUACCUUGGCAUGCAGAUGGUGGGUUGCUGCUUUUGGAGCUUAAUCGUUUAUUACGACCUGGGGGUUAUUUUGUUUGGUCUGCCACUCCUGUAUACCAGAAGCUUGAAGAAGACGUCAAAAUAUGGAAGGAAAUGUCGUCACUAACGAAGGCGAUGUGCUGGGAGCUUGUGACUAUAAAGAGGGACAAGCUGAAUCAGAUUGGUGCGGCCAUUUAUAGGAAACCCACUACGAAUAAAUGCUACGAGCAGAGGGAGAAAAACUUUCCACCAAUGUGCAAGGAAGAUGAUGAUCCAAAUGCAGCAUGGUAUGUACCUUUGGUGGCUUGCAUGCACAGGGUGCCUGAGGAUCCUUCAGAGAGAGGGACAAAAUGGCCAUACCCUUGGCCUCGUCGACUUCACAAAGCUCCUUACUGGUUAAACACCUCCCAGACUGGGAUCUAUGGAAAACCACUACCUCAAGAUUUUGUAGCUGACGAUGAACGUUGGAGAAAUGUUGUGGAUGAGUUGAGCAACUUCGGUAUAACUUGGUCUAAUGUCAGAAAUGUCAUGGACAUGCGAGCUGUCUAUGGAGGAUUUGCAGCUGCUCUAAGGGAUCUUCCAGUUUGGGUAUUCAAUGUGGUGAAUGUAAAUGCUCCAGACACACUUCCCAUCAUCUAUGAGCGUGGUCUGUUUGGAAUGUACCAUGACUGGUGCGAAUCCUUCAGUACGUACCCACGAACUUAUGAUCUACUUCAUGCAGAUAAUCUUUUCUCAAACGUCAAGAAGAGGUGCAGUCUUGUUGCAGUAUUAGCGGAGGUUGAUAGAAUACUUAGGCCGGAAGGUAAAUUGAUAGUUCGUGAUGAACCCAAAACAAUUGAGGAAGUGGAAAACCUGUUGGAAUCUCUGCAUUGGGAAAUAACCUUAUCCAAGAAGCAAGAGGGAAUACUCUGCGCCAAGAAAAGCAAUUGGCGACCUUAGUCUUCUACUCUUCGGUUUUCAGGCAUGUUGCGCACUGGAAGGGGCAUAGAGGAUUUUACCCAUUUUUCUUGCUCUUGCAUCUCGCACUAGUCAAUUAUAAUUGAUCCGUACAAAUCCCAUAGAAUUACAGAGAAUUAGCGAAUUGGAUAACCCCUACGGCAGAUAUAAAAUUCUAGCUUUUUGCGUUUUGUGCGCUCUUGCUUUGUGAUCCUUAUAUUUAGC
Molecule: messenger RNA, 2857 nt
Organism: Neltuma alba
Lineage: Eukaryota; Viridiplantae; Streptophyta; Magnoliopsida; Fabales; Fabaceae
Product: probable methyltransferase PMT27
Exons: 7
Coding region: 56-2635 (859 amino acids)
Cellular component (GO): endosome; cytoplasm; trans-Golgi network
Molecular function (GO): methyltransferase activity
Source: RefSeq, a predicted model, not a curated record